Messenger RNA from Microdochium trichocladiopsis, 680 nucleotides. RefSeq lists its product as uncharacterized. Lineage: Eukaryota; Fungi; Ascomycota; Sordariomycetes; Xylariales; Microdochiaceae. The record is from RefSeq and is a predicted model, not a curated record. The transcript has 3 exons. The coding region runs from base 123 to 587 and encodes 154 amino acids.
CGGCUCCGUCGAGAGGCAACACAUUUUUUAUUUAAAGAUGUGACAUGCUCAUUGUGUCUACAAAACCCGUUCAGUAUCUCCAUCUCUCAACCACCCAGGAAUUGCCAGCAUAGUUACCCGCAAUGGCCACCGAGUCGAGACCACCUUUUCCACCAUUCACUCUGGAGACGGCGCAGAAGAAGGUCAAGGCUGCUCAAGAUUCUUGGAACACCAGAGACCCAGAGAAGGUCAAGAUGGCCUACACGCCCGACUCCAUUUGGCGCAACCGUGGCACAUUCCUCCAGGGCCGCGACGAAAUCGUCAAGUUCCUAACCGACAAGUGGUCCAAGGAGGACGGCUAUCGUCUGAGGAAGGAGCUGUUCGCUUUCACCGACAACAAGAUUGCGGUGCAGUUCUGGUACGAAUGGCACGACGAGUCUGGCCAAUGGUGGCGCACAUAUGGCCUCGAAGACUGGACCUUCGCCGAGAACGGAUUGAUGAGGAAGAGGCAGAUGAGCGGCAACGAUGUGCAAAUCGACAAUGAGGCGCGCUGGUUCAAGGAUGAUGUGGAUGUGAACACGGUCUCUAUCGGCGAGAAGCACUGGUAGGUUAUCCGUCGAGGUGACGGGAGGCAUACGGCCGGGUGGACGUCAACAUAUAUUCAUACGGCAUUCCCAUUGCCUGGAACAAGCAUAGCAGGG